UAUCCGAACCACGACGAUCUUCACUCGUACCUACCUGUCUCGCCAUCGGUGACCGUGGAAUAGAAGUGUGGCGGUUUUUAUUCACUCGUUCACAAAAUGGAAUUGGCGACGGAGCGGCCUGUUUUGUAUGGGCAGUUAACUCCUCUUUCGUCCAGUUUCUCGGAUUUGAACGAUGUCUGGUUGGACAUUGCUUCAAUGUUGGACGAAGAUUUGAAUGUGACUGACCUGAGCACGCCAGAGGACCCACCUGCAGCGCAGGAGCAACAGCCACAGCAGCAACAGAUCCCCCAGGCCAGUGACACCUGUAUUUCCCCCAUUGCCUACCCACCCACUCCACCAGUGCCCGACUGCGAAUUGCCCCAAGAGAUCGCUGUCAGCUGUCUUCCUCACCAAAAGGUGGUUGGGGGCUUACCCUCGAUGGCCACAGCCUUCCCUUCCACCACUAAGAGGGAGUACGAGCACGUAGUUUCCCAGCAACAGCAACAGCAGCCCUUGUAUCGGCAGCAUCAGCCUCAGCAUCAUUAUCAGCAGCUUCAGCCUCAGCAGCAGUAUGGCGGGUGCGUCGUGGAUUCAUCGAAUCCUGUUUCUAAUACUCCUGCUGGAGGCACCCCCUGCCCUCCAUAUCCUGUCUACGGACAGUAUUAUCCUUCCAGUCAGCAGCAUCCCGCCGCUAUGUCAACGCCUUAUACCACAACGAACACCAUCUCUCAUCCCGCAGCUCCCAUAUCUCACAACAACACCCAGACCCCAGCCCUUCCCACCUACACCACCACUCACACAGUUACACCCACAGCUGGUUUUGGGAGCAUGUAUCAGUACUGGGGAGGGUCAGGGGUUAUUCUAACGCCUCCAUCAUCGCCUCACGCCCCUGGGGUAGUCGCCGCGCCGAUACUCUGCCCACCCACGGCUCCUCCACAAAGCAUCCAGCAGCAACAGCAGCAGCCGCCUCGUCCCAGACGCCGACGUGCCCGUAGGAAGGUCAUCAUUCAUACCUGCCCACACCCAGGAUGCACGAAGACGUACACGAAGUCCUCCCACCUGAAGGCUCACCUUCGGACUCACACAGGGGAGAAGCCGUAUACCUGCAAGUGGAAAGGUUGCGGAUGGAAGUUCGCCCGUUCCGACGAAUUGACCCGACACACCAGAAAACACACCGGAGAUCGACCUUUCAACUGCAGACUGUGCGACAGGGCCUUCUCCAGAUCUGACCAUCUCAGUCUGCACAUGAAGCGCCACAUCACCCUCUGAACGGAGCUUCCGAGAUGUCCAAGUUAAACCUUUCAAGUUCAGCCAGUGUCUCUCUCUCUCUCUCUCUCUCUCUCUCUCUCUCUCUCUCUCUCUCUCUCUCUCUCCUUUGAGGAUCCUUUAAGGAAUAUAUUUCGGAAGAGCGAAUUUCCCACUGGUUCAUCUUGGUAAGGUGGACAUAUUGAUAAUGCAUAACAUAGCCCUAC
Molecule: messenger RNA, 1451 nt
Organism: Macrobrachium nipponense
Lineage: Eukaryota; Metazoa; Arthropoda; Malacostraca; Decapoda; Palaemonidae
Product: Krueppel-like factor 4
Exons: 2
Coding region: 97-1248 (383 amino acids)
Biological process (GO): regulation of transcription by RNA polymerase II
Molecular function (GO): RNA polymerase II cis-regulatory region sequence-specific DNA binding; DNA-binding transcription factor activity, RNA polymerase II-specific
Source: RefSeq, a predicted model, not a curated record